GUAUACUGUAUACUGGAAUCCCCCUCUCUCUCUCUCUCUCUCUCUGAGAGUCUCCAUGUUUGGGGGAAAGAUUCUCUUGGCAGGGUGCACAGCCCUUGUUGUUGUUGUUGUUGCUGUUGUCGUCCUGUUUUCUGUAAAUCGCUAUGCUAGGAAAAGUCACCACCACUGUGACGCUUCUUCGUGUGGAAAUAAUAACAUCACCAAUCCCUUUAGAUUGAAAGGCGAUCCAAAAGACUGCGGAGACGAGGCGUAUGAAUUGGAGUGCAAGAAUAAUCGCACAGUAUUAUACUCAUUCUCUGGAAAAUACUACGUGGAGGAGAUCAACCACGACAAGCAGACAAUCAGACUUGUGGAUGUGGGCAUACAGAAGGACGAUUGCUCCUCUCUUCCUCUUCACUCUUUGACCUAUGGCAACACCUUUCAAUAUCCAUAUCGUUUGAGGUACGCAUAUGAUAGACCUCUAGUAGUAGUGUUCAUGAAUUGUGAGAACCCAGUGAAGUCUCCCCUCUACAUACACAAUAUUUGUAGCAAAGGAGGAGGAAAUUCUUCGGACUCUGUAAAAGGGCAAUAUUUGUACGUUGCGUUGGGUGACUUGAACGUGUCAGAUGUGGCGGAUUUGUGUACAGUGGAGAUGAUGGUUCCGAUUGCACAGCCGCUGUUGUCGAUGAGGAGUGAAAAUCGUGGGAACAUUUCCUUCUUGGCCGUCCACGAUGCCAUGGCUUAUGGAUUUGAGCUUUACUUUAACAGCUACUACGGCUCCUACUUCGGCAGCUACUACUUCAGAAACUGUCUACCGCAUAGGUCGACCUUUCGUUGCUACAUGUGGAGGAUCGCUUUAUCGCUAGUCAACUUGCUUUCCUACACAGUACUAGGCCUCGCAGGAAGAGCUUUAUUUGGGAUGGCAUUUAUGUUUGUGUUUUUAAUCUAUAAGUUUAGGAGAAGGCAUUUGUCUAUGUUCGACAACAUUGAGGAUUUUCUUCGAAGUCAGAAUAAUCUCAUGCCUAUUAUGUACUCUUACUUGGACAUUAAAAAAAUGACUAAAGGUUUCAAGGAUAAGUUGGGUGAAGGAGGCUAUGGUUGUGUGUAUAAAGGAAUGCUUCGAAGUGGCCAUCCUGCAGCAAUAAAGAUAUUGGAUAAAUCCAAAGCUAAUGGGCAAGACUUUAUCAAUGAAGUUGCCACUAUCGGAAGGAUUCAUCACAUUAAUGUGGUCAGGCUAAUUGGUUUUUGUGUAGAGAGAUCUAAGCGCGCUCUAGUAUAUGAGUUCAUGCCUAAUGGGUCUCUUGAAAAAUACAUUUUUUCUCAAGAAGGAAAUGUCCACCUAAGUUGCACGCAAAUGUACGAGAUUUCUCUUGGAGUGGCUCGUGGGAUUGAAUAUUUGCAUCGAGGUUGUGACAUCCAGAUCUUACAUUUUGACAUCAAGCCUCAUAACAUUCUUCUUGACGAGAAUUUCACUCCAAAACUUUCUGAUUUUGGGCUCGCAAAAUUGUAUCCAAUAAAUGAUAGCAUUGUGUCACUGACUGCAGCAAGAGGAACAAUGGGCUACAUGGCUCCGGAGUUUUUCUAUAAGAACAUUGGAGGCAUUUCAUAUAAAGCUGAUGUUUAUAGUUUUGGAAUGUUACUGAUGGAAAUGGCAGGCAGGAGGAGAAAUUUGAAUGUCUUUGCAGAUCAUACAAGCCAAAUUUACUUUCCUUCGUGGGUCUAUGACCAAUCUGGAGAAGGGAGGGACAUAGAAAUGGGUGAGACCACCGAGGAGGAAAGAAUGAUGGUAAAGAAAAUGAUAAUAGUUGCUUUAUGGUGCAUACAAAUGAAUCCCGGUGACCGUCCUUCAAUGAACAAAGUUGUAGAGAUGCUCGAAGGGAAUGUUGAACUCUUGCAGAUGCCUCCCAAGCCUUCUUUGUGUCCACAAGAGAUGCCAGUUGAAGAUCAUGAAAUGGACAUGGAUCUUGCAGAGUUGCCUAUGCUAUCCUCCAUGUGAUUGCAUAAAUUCCAUCACUGUGGAUGUGUUGCACCUCAAGUUGUUUCAUAUAAAAAAUUAUGUGUUAGCAGGGAAUUCUAACAUCUCCCUCGUAUAAUUGAGGUAGUCUUAUUCCAACACAUGAUUGGACAACUAUGCCUCAUUGAAAUAAAUUUGUGUGAAAACUUGUUAUAUGGUUGAGAUGUCUCUCCUUGUGUUGCAUUUCAA
This is a messenger RNA of Camellia sinensis, 2182 nucleotides long. The record is from RefSeq and is a predicted model, not a curated record. Lineage: Eukaryota; Viridiplantae; Streptophyta; Magnoliopsida; Ericales; Theaceae.